Colletotrichum truncatum is the source of this 2841-nucleotide messenger RNA. RefSeq lists its product as uncharacterized. Gene Ontology annotation, cellular component: membrane. NCBI's taxonomy places the organism in Eukaryota, Fungi, Ascomycota, Sordariomycetes, Glomerellales, Glomerellaceae. The record is from RefSeq and is a predicted model, not a curated record. Gene Ontology annotation, molecular function: calcium ion binding.
AUGCCAGUCUUCUCAUUCAUCCCAUCAGUUAUGGCUUCAUUUGGGAUGUUGUGGGUGCUCCUAUGUCUAGCUGCGCUUACAGGAGCAAUACCGGUCGUUUACUUUCCCUUCAACUCUCAGCUUCCACCUGCAACGAGGAUAUCUGAGCCGUUUUCUUACACUCUUUCGCCGCAAACUUUUGCAUCGCAGUCACGAAUUUCGUAUAGCUUAAAAGACGCGCCAAAAUGGCUCUCUAUCGAUUCCAGCACGGGACGUCUUUCCGGAACGCCUCAAGACGCCGAUGUGGCCCCCGGCCAAGUAGUCGGAAUACCGGUGGACAUCAUUGCGACCGACGACUCUGGUUCGACAACAAUGACAGCCACGUUGGUAGUGACUAGAAACCCGGCGCCAAAGGUCCAAAUACCAUUAUCAGAGCAAAUUCGACAAAUAGGCGAAGUAUCUUCGCCAUCUGCUGUUGUAGCCUAUCCCGCGUCUGAUUUCUCCUUCUCUUUCGCCAAGGACACAUUUUCUUAUACUGGAGACGGUAUCAACUACUAUGCCACCUCAGCAGACAAUAGCCCUUUGCCUUCCUGGAUCAAAUUUGACGCCGGAAACCUCACAUUCACCGGAACAACUCCACCUUUUGAGUCUUUGGUUCAGCCUCCUCAAAAAUUCGAUUUUAAUUUGGUUGGGUCCGACAUCAUAGGUUUUUCGGCUGCUUCACUUUUGUUUUCCAUUGUUGUCGGCGCCCAUAGAUUGACAACAGAUACGCCAGUCAUCGAAAUCAACGCAACGCACGGGUCAAAGGUGCUCUACGAGAAGCUGGCAGACAGCAUUAAACUGGACGGGAAACCGGUUGUACCGACUGAGCUGAACAUUUCCACUUCUGAACUACCGAGCUGGCUCUCGGUCGAUAAUACGACACUUGUGGUUGAGGGUACACCUCCUGAUGACGCUCGAUCAUCAAACUCUACCAUUACGUUCCGAGACAUAUACGCCGACACUCUUGAUAUUCUCUUAUCCGUUUCAGUUGCGACGCGCAUUUUCCGAGAAACCAAGCUUCAAUUCGAAGUUACACCAGGCAAGGAUUUCUCGUUCAACGUCAAUCCUUACCUUUGGACCCCAUCAGACAUAGAUCUUGAGCUAAGCAACUCUCAAGACUGGGUCAAGAUAGAUGGGCUCACUAUUUCAGGGACUGUUCCCAGAUCUGCAUUAGCCCAGAACACCAAACUUCUUGUCAAGGCAACCUCGAAGAGCUCUGGACAAUCUGAGACAGUUGCUGCAGACUUCAGGAUUUUGUCGGUUGUUGCAACCACUCCAGCAGACCCGACUCCGUCUGCCAGUCCAACGAAGUCGGCAGUGAGCGGCAAUUCAAGAAAGGGAUUGAAUUCUGGGCUUAUUGCGCUGGCAGUACUCUUACCCCUGCUCUUCUUAUUCACCAUGGUGCUUCUGAUCAUCUAUUGCCGACGGAGAAAGCAACGGCUCUCUAUAUCCCUACACGAACAGAAGAAACGAGAGAUAUCGGAGCCCAUACCUGGUACCUUUGUUUGGAACGGCAGUAGGCAUAGUAGAGACACAUCCGACCAUUCCAUCGUUGAGAUCAUCAAGCCCGAGAAGAACCGACGUAGUCGAGGAUAUUGGAACUCUGCCAUAGCGAGGACAAGGCAAUCGAGGACACUUUCAACCAUUACUGGCUCCCGCAUUUCCCAGUCAAUCCAUCGCACUUCAUCCCUUUGGCGCAGAUCUCGGAGCGACAGAAGCAUGCAAACUCCUCCUUUUGGUUCAUCUUGGCUCAGUGAUGGCGUCUAUUUCCAACCACAACAUGCGAACCACCCUUUGGCGACCACUUAUGAUAGGCCGGAUGAUGUGCCUUUUGCGUCUUCCGACUUCCAACGGCAUCAGCAAGAGGAGUCAUACCGAAAUGUACUGGAUGUCAGCAUCCCCUCCAUGGAGGAUGAAGCAAGCAGCAUUCAGGCAACGCCUGAUUUGGCCUACACAAACCCAUGGCGGGACCCCUCCAGACUGGCUCUCGACCGGUCCAUGCCAACAUCCGGCGGCAUAUCUCAUUCUGAUAGUCUGGCUUCUAUCCCUGAACAGCCAACACCAUUGGGAUCGAAUCCCACACAUGGAAACCGUUUGUCGCCUGCUCAGAGGACUAGACAGACGUUCAAUAUGGCGAGUGACCCUAGGUCACAGAACAGUCUUCGCAGCUCGCGGUCAGGAUCAGGGAGAGGCAGGUUUGGGCGGCAAGAUUCGCAGCUGGGGUCGUGGUCGGGAUCGGUGGCUCGCCCCAUCAGUAGGAAAUCCGAUUCCAGCCCGUUUUUUGCAGGGCGCUCGGUCAUGCCGUCUCGCAGUCGGUACCACCUGGACAGCGAUUCAGACUCGCUGGAGUCGAACAAGGGGACGGAGAAUUGGCGGACAAUCCCGAGAGAUUCCCUUGGUAUUGCUUACACUGAGUUGUCUCAAAAUUCACCGUACUUAAAGCGCACAUCAUCGUCACUCUCUCCUCGGCCUCUCAGUAUAAUAAAAAAGGACUCCUCCAGCGGGCCAGGAUACUCCAGGGAGGGCCGGUCUGCAAACCAGGCACCCUUAUCGCAGGGAAUGUCAUUUGGUUCCAAUGCCAAGUCAACAGACCACUGGAGCAGGAACUCUUCGGCCGACAAGGGCAUUACGGGCAGCCGUUCUGGCUACGCACCUUCACAGGCGAGCAGCGGAGUGCUGGGUAAAGGGAAAGCGCUUGCCCGAUAUUCCCCAGGCCAUGAGUCGGACAACUCUGACUGGGUAACUGAGGCGGGGACUGUGGGGAAGAAGGGACCUCGGAGUCGACUGGACAGCAGCGAGGACUUUCGUGUAUUCAUGUGA